This is a messenger RNA of Hipposideros armiger (great roundleaf bat), 3781 nucleotides long. It is a transcript of the gene ATP1B2, whose product is annotated as ATPase Na+/K+ transporting subunit beta 2. Gene Ontology annotation, cellular component: sodium:potassium-exchanging ATPase complex. NCBI's taxonomy places the organism in Eukaryota, Metazoa, Chordata, Mammalia, Chiroptera, Hipposideridae. The transcript is spliced from 8 exons. The record is from RefSeq and is a predicted model, not a curated record. Gene Ontology annotation, molecular function: ATPase activator activity. The coding region runs from base 616 to 1515 and encodes 299 amino acids. Gene Ontology annotation, biological process: intracellular sodium ion homeostasis; potassium ion import across plasma membrane; intracellular potassium ion homeostasis.
GCGACCGCUGGCCCCGCACUGCUGAGGAGCAGAGUCUGCGGCUUGGGGACCCCUCAUCCCUGGCUGUCCCCCAACUGCGCGUCUCCACACAACACCCGCAGCCGAGCCACCACUGGUGUGGAGGUCUCCGCUUCGCGGAAGAGCCUUCAGCCGUCACCCGACCCCUCUCCACAGCCUCUUUGCAUCUCGGAUUUCGGGGCAGCCCCCUCCCCCACCUCUCCCUCUUUGCACCCCGAUUUUUUCUGUAUUUCUCUCGGGUUUUGCAGCCGUCUAUUUUUGCUUCCCUUUUCGUUUUGUUUCUAGGAGGUUGAAGGGGCUGAAGCUGCAUUCGCACCCUUUCCCCUUUUUAUCCUCCCCUGCUCUGACAAACCCCUUUUCAUCGCAGUUGGGGGGGCCUAGGAUCGUUGCAUCCCACGCCGCGCUGCUAGCAACCCGCAGCGCGUGGCGGUGCACCUCGGAAUCUGCAGCAGCUGCAUAUCUAAAGGGGGUCUCCCUCUCCCCUGCUGCCUUUGCUCCCAACGCGUUCCGGUGCGUGGAAGGGGGGGCUUCAGCGCGCCACACACCAGCUUCUCCGGAGCUCUCCGCCCCGCGCGGGACUCGUCUCCCGCCGCCAAGAUGGUCAUCCAGAAAGAGAAGAAGAGCUGCGGGCAGGUGGUUGAGGAGUGGAAGGAGUUCGUGUGGAACCCGAGGACGCACCAAUUCAUGGGCCGCACCGGGACCAGCUGGGCCUUUAUCCUCCUCUUCUACCUCGUCUUCUAUGGCUUUCUCACGGCAAUGUUCACCCUCACCAUGUGGGUGAUGCUGCAAACUGUCUCUGACCAUACCCCCAAGUACCAGGACCGACUGGCUACACCCGGCUUGAUGAUUCGCCCCAAGACUGAAAACCUUGAUGUCAUUGUCAAUGUCAGUGACACUGAAAGUUGGGACCAGCAUGUUCAGAAGCUCAACAAGUUCUUGGAGCCUUACAAUGACUCCAUUCAAGCCCAAAAGAAUGAUGUCUGCCGCCCUGGGCGCUAUUAUGAACAGCCAGAUAAUGGAGUCCUAAACUACCCGAAACGUGCCUGCCAGUUCAACCGGACCCAGCUGGGCGACUGCUCCGGCAUCGGGGACCCCACACACUAUGGUUACAGCACAGGGCAGCCCUGUGUCUUCAUCAAGAUGAACCGGGUCAUCAACUUCUACGCAGGAGCAAACCAGAGCAUGAAUGUUACCUGUGUGGGGAAGAGGCCCCAUCACUAUAGGGACAAUGGGCGAGAUGAAGAUGCUGAGAAUCUGGGCAGUUUUGUUAUGUUCCCUGCCAAUGGCAACAUCGACCUCAUGUACUUCCCCUACUACGGCAAAAAGUUCCAUGUGAACUACACACAGCCCCUGGUGGCUGUGAAGUUCCUGAAUGUGACCCCCAAUGUGGAGGUGAACGUGGAAUGCCGCAUCAAUGCUGCCAACAUCGCCAUAGACGAUGAGAGAGACAAGUUCGCUGGCCGUGUGGCCUUUAAACUCCGCAUCAACAAAACCUGAGGCCCCUUCCUGCCGCCCCCACCUCUUUCCUAUGGAUGCUUCUGGAAUGUCCCUGACCCUGCCUGAUCCCUCCCUCAUCCACCCGAAAGGUAUUUUUUAUAACAGAGCUAUGACUUUCUGAACCUGUCAUGCCCUUUUCCCUAACUUCUGAACCCAGCCUGAUGUCCAUUGUGAUUCCCCGCCUUCACAUAUGUCCCACCUUCUCCUGACCCUAGCUCAGUCAGACAGGGAGAUGGGACCCCAACAGGGUCACAAAGGGACCAUUCUGGUUCUGGUUUAGCUGUGAGUGGGGUGUCCCCACAGCUACCCUCCUAUCCCAAGAGCUAUAGAAAUGCCCACCCACCUCCUCUCCUCUCCUCCCUCCCUCCCCUCUCAUUUUACCACUUAGCUUCCAGACAGGAGUGUGGCACUCCAUGCUUCCAUUUCUAAGCACAGCCACUGUCACCUUUUUCUAUCUCCCACACUUUCUCCUUCAUAUACACAAUCACUGUCUUGGUGGCUUUUGACUUUUCUGGCUCCUCUGGGAGGUCUUUCCCCACCUCCUUCCUCUGCAUCCCCAUUCUCUCCUCAGGACAGGUGGCUCUGUGGCCUUUUUCCUUUUUCUUGGCACAUUCUGCUUCUCAUCCUAUGGUGGCUGAGUGAGCUGGGAGUAAAGGUCUGAAAGAGAAGUCUGUGUUGGUUCUUCUUGAAAAUUCUCUUCCUGGUCUGUCCUAUCACCCAUAUAGGCACUCCUGAGAGGCAGGGUUGACCUAGGCUGAAUAUCCACUUUGUUUUUGCCUAUGACUCCCUUCCCCCUGUCCACUUUCCCAGAAUAUCCUUCAAGUUCCUCUUCCCAGGAGCCCUGGGGGAGGGGCAGCCAUUUUGGAUCUGUCCCCAGUGGCCACCUUGGAAACAUCAGCGGUCUGUGGGACUAUUCCACCUCCUUCCCGGGGCCCAGAUCUGCCCCCACCAUCCUCUCACUGGCUUCUCUUAGCAAUUUAUCAACUAGUUACUAACUCCUUACCUUUCCUCCGCAUGUCAGCCUGAAAGUUGCAAAUACCCCCUCAAUCUAGGCUCUGAAUUUCCUGGCUCUGUCUCCUUCAGACCCCUUUGCAUUUUUAAACAACCCCCUAGUGCCCAUAGAAUUGUAAGAGGGACUGCCUCGCCUGUAUUCUUGAAUUAGAGGCAUUUUAACUCUUUCUCUUCCAGUGCCCUUCAUUUCCUCACCUUUCUAAUCUCCCUUUUCAUUUUUGAUGCUGCUGCUGCCACACCUCACCCACAGAUGGACCCUUCCCUUUUCUUUCUGGAUCUGCGUUUCUUCCCUUUGGGUCCCCAUAUUUUCCUGCACUCCCCUCAACCCAGUGGUCUCGCUGCAGUUAUUUAAUGCCUGUGUCAGAUCUACUGUAAAAAAGAGGAUAAAGUACAAUAAAAUGAGAGUAAUUAUAUAUAUAAAUAUAUAUCAUACACAGAGCCCUGUGUGCGGGUGGUUCCUUUCUGAACAUCCCUGGAAAGGGGGUGGAGGGUAGAUUUAGGUGAUCUGGGGUUACCCAGGCUUUGGGGAGCUGCUCCCCAGCUUUGAACUCUGUUGUUCAGUGUCUCAGCAUCUACCUUAGAUUACUCCUUCACCUAUACUAUCUUGAUCUUGCAAUACAAGACAGGAAAUCUACAUUCCUUUGUACAGCAAUACUUAUAAAGUGCCUACUAUGUACAUUCUAGGCACUGAGGACACUUUUAUGAAAGAGGCAGAGUUCUUGCCUUCAAGGAGUUCCCCAAUUUAAUGGGAGAAGUGAGGACCAUGUGAGAAAUUACCAUACCAGGUAGACCUAAAUGUGCCUAAGGAAGGGAAGCUGGUGAGGACGAAAUUCAGUGGUCAAACACUUUCUGUUUGGGGUUUCGAAGGGAAGAUUUCUUAGAGACUUAAAUGACUAGAAGAGACAUAGAUCCCAAGAUAUCAACCAUAUUGAGCUUAAUUUCGUGUAAAAAGUUCACAAGCAUAGAAAAAGGGAUGGAUGGGUCUAUACAACGUUUAUUGUGGUAUAUGGGAUGAGUUUAUAGCUAAUUUUUAUUUUCUUGGGGCUUCUUUUGUUUGCGAUAAGCUGGUCUUAGUGUUUGCCUUGAAAAAUAGCUUUAUUACAUAUGCAUACAUAUUUACACAAUUUUAAUCAUGAGUGCUUAGCACACACACAUAAUUCACUGGGUUUUGGUCAUUGCUAUACCAAAAUUGAGAAUUAUAUACACUUUUGUGCAUCUCACUUUUUUCACUCAAUAAAUUUGUGUCACUACUUCA